GGAUAGCCUUCGCUCGAAAAUAGUCUUUCCACGUUGGAAUGGACACUUUGAACUAUGGAAAGACCAUCCUGCGUGACAUGAUGACGCGGGUAAUACCCCGAAAUUUUUUUGGGGGACCGUUGCGCAACAUGCCCAUCUCGGAAUUCAGAAAAAAGAAGCUGCUCUACGUGUUUCACGUGUUUUUCGAUGUGAACCAAAGCGGGACGAUCGAUCGCAAGGAUUUCGAGCUGGCUAUUGAGAAAAUAUGCAGCUUGAGAGGGUGGCCCCGCGACUCACCCGACUACAACAAAACCUUCGAAAGCAUGAUCAAAAUAUGGGAAGGUCUGAAAAAUAAAGCGGAUUCCAACAAGGACGGGCAGGUGAGCGUCGAAGAGUGGGCGACGAUGUGGGACGAAUUUUCCAAAGACUCGGAAAACCCGCUGGACUGGCAGGUGCAGUACAUGAGAUUUAUGUUCGAAAUGGAGGACUCGAGCGGCGACGGCGCCAUCGACAUCGACGAAUUCACCGGAGUGUGCUCCUGCUACGGGCUGGACCCGCAGGAGUGCAGACAGGCUUUCCAGAAGAUGGCGCAGGGCCAGCCGAGCGUCAGUUCGCAGCAAUUCGAGGAGCUGUGGAAGCAGUUCUUCAUUUCGGAAAAUCCAUCCGACCCGGGCAACUUCAUCUUCGGAAAGACGUCGUUUUAAUCGGCCGGGCCGCGUUCAGAGCGAACAACAAUUAUUAAUAUAUCAAAUGUAUUUUAUGAUACGUUCGAAUGUCCUUCAUCCUAUUUAGAAGAAGAAUAUUGUAGUAGUAUUUGUAAACGAAAUUGACCAAAAAGAUAAAAAUUGUAUUACAUUCCUUCAGGUGACAUUGCAAUUGAUUUCGUUCUCUUCGUGUUUUAUGAAUGUUUCAAGUAAAUGUUGUCAUAAGCCUUGUAAUUAGAUGCGUAUAGUACAAUUCAAAAUCCGUGGAAACAGAAAGCCUUAGAGAAAUAUCUGAAAUUCGACACAGUUUAGGUGAAAAUUUCGACUGAAUUUGGAAUGUACUAUAACUUUGGUCAUAUCCUCUUGAGAAAAAUAACUAGAAAUAAUUUUUCCUAUAUCAGAACUAUAACAAAUAUGAAUUUCGAUCGAUAAACGCGCAAAUUACCAACAUUUCUCGACGCAUUUGCGGUGUUUCUCGAGCUCCUGUGUAAAUUGCAAACAAUUUAUUAACCGCAUUUUAUAAUUGCAAUUAAAAUGCGGCUAAUUCGACGAAUCUUAUACAAGUGUAAGGGCUCAAUGUAUAUGAUUCUCCCCAGUUCUUUUAGUCACCCUACAGAGAGAGUUCAAUAUGUUUUUGUCAAAAAGAAAAUGUUCGAAAAUGCCACUUUUUUCCGUGUGUAAUAAGUAUGAUAAUCCUAACACACAGCGAGGUGUGAAACUUUUCAGAUUAUUCCUUCAAGUUACAGGCAAAGUAACCUUAUUGAAAUGUAUAUUAGGUGUAGGAUAUAGAGUUUUCCUACUCCUAUACUUCGGUAUAAGUUUUGAUAGGGUUUUAAAAAAUGCUAAUAAUAAAUUUAAAUGGUGGAUUGUUAAGUGUGAGUUUGGCCUAAAUUUAUGUAAAAUUAAACAGAAUAUUUUCUUUUUUGACUAAGAAAAACACGCUUUUCGCGGCGUAUAAAGAGUGCAAGUAAAAGUAGGAAGAAUAUCUAAGGAUAUGCAAUUUGUUUCAACAAAAAAUAAUGUCGGUCCUUGUUUCCUCUAAAUAUAAUUUCAAUUACUGUAUUCUUCAGCUUCGCAUAAUGUACAUCAUUGUUUCAUCUAUAAAUCUAUUGUUUCAUAUUUUUAUCUAUAUCAUUUAUACCUUUCAAGUCCCUUUUUAUUUGAUUAUUUUUAGUAAUGUAUCCACCCACUUUCAAUUCAAUACCCCAUUAAAAAGGAGAGCUAUUAAAAUUAAUAUCGAUAGUAUCGAUAUUAGAUCAUAAAUAGUUGAUUAAAUUUUAUUACAUUGUGCAAAGCUGUAUGUUAUAAGUUAUAAGUAUCAGUAUGAUUCACAGGAUUGUGUAUUUUUAAUAUUAGUUUAUUACAUUCUACCAUCGGAUAUUUCGUUACUUACGGUAAUCACAAUGCAUAAUAAAUGUAAUCCAUGUAGGAAACACUAUAAUUUUAUUUUAUAUUAAGCAUGUAGAGCUACACAAUGAAAUUGUAUAUUUGUUAUAUGUGAUUAUGUUCGGUUGAAUUGUAAACGUACUCUCGAAUUAAAUAAAAUAAUAUACCUAUGUAAAUGUCUUUCAACAAAAUAAUCCAGUAUCGAGCAAAUUCCAAAGUACAGUAAUCGCCCUGUAUAAAUAAAGUUGUAUAAUCCCUCCGGCGCUCGAGGUGUUCAGCAGAAUAUAAUUUUUGCUCGAGUCCCAUGAUAAAUAUUUACGCACCGGCAAUAUUCUUCAUUAAAACUUAAACUUUAUAAUAAACUCGCGCAAUUUGGGAAUUACGCGGGGAUUUAGCGCCGAUUAGACACAUACGGGCAUCGUAAUAUUCUCGCGAAACUUUCACAUCUCCCUAAUUCUGUAUUUGACUACGUGCAUUUGAUUACCCAUGUCGUAGAGCUCGUUACUGUACGCUCCGGCCUCCGAGCCCGAGGAUCUCUUGAAGGUAGUUAUAGGAGCGAGAUUCGAGGACACUAUAUCGGCGUCCAGCUGCUGGAUGUUCCUUUCAUUAUCCUCUGUUUCCCUGUUGUGGUGAUAGAUCCUCGUACAAGUUACAAUAGAGCUGAGCAGUACCGAAAACUCGAUCAACACCACUACCAGACCCACGCCUAGGAAGGCUAUGUAGUGGUCUCGGUACCAUUUCUUCAACGGUUCUUUACAACCCUGCAAAACCAUUAAUUAUUAGAGUAGAUUCAGCGGGAAUUCUGGUUGUAAUUACCAUUGUAUGUCUGAAUCCUUCGUGCCUGUUCCUUUCUAAAGCUUGGCACAGAGGGAGGCUCGUAGGGCUCGGAUUCAGAUAAGAUUUGGGCUGAUUAAUGUUGCUCAAUUUGCAGCAGGUUAAAGGUACUGCCAGCGAAGGGCGCAGGGCCUGCAGGCGCCAGUAGGAAGUGUCGUAUUCGUUUGCUGAAUCCACUCCGCAGCAA
Molecule: messenger RNA, 3090 nt
Organism: Phyllotreta striolata
Lineage: Eukaryota; Metazoa; Arthropoda; Insecta; Coleoptera; Chrysomelidae
Source: the annotation of a GenBank genome assembly